This is a messenger RNA of Cuscuta campestris, 1202 nucleotides long. The record is from the annotation of a GenBank genome assembly. NCBI's taxonomy places the organism in Eukaryota, Viridiplantae, Streptophyta, Magnoliopsida, Solanales, Convolvulaceae.
GUAAGGAAACAAGCUGCAAACAAACAAAACAUAUUGGCCCCACCUUGGCAGCCACCCAACUCACCUUUGCUCCCCAUAAACUACCUAUUACAUCCCUCCAAAAUAGCCAACCCACUCACCCCUUGUACCCCCUGCCUGGCCGAAUCAACCCACCCAAUACCCUCCAAAAUGGCAGCCCACUCCACCAUAACUUGCCCACAAUAAUAACCCAACAACAGCCCCACAAACCAGCCCCCAUCUCUGAUUUCUUUCCAUUAAGGAGACAAGAAUAAAUGGCAUCACUACAUAAUCGAUUGAUAAAAGUCCAUAAUCGAUUAUUGAGUGUCCUGGAACUUUGAACUCGUGGCUGCAUCAUCCCUUGAUUUCUCCUCAAAAUAACAACUCGUUUAUACCCCGGGUCUCGGGUAUAACAACUGCGCGGUCAAACCCGACGAUUAUCGCAAGAUCUCUUGCUGCACAACCGCCAAAGAAAUGUGGGACAAGCUGGAGGUCACAUACGAAGGUACGGACCAAGUUCGGGAAGCCAAAAUUGACUUCCUCACGCAGGAGUACGAGAUGUUCAGAAUGAAGGAAGGCGAGAAGAUCGAUGAUAUGUUCGAACGGUUCUCGAAGAUCAUCAAUGACCUUCAUGCACUCAAAAAGACUUACGCCAACAAGGAUCUAGUAAGAAAAAUCCUGCGGAGUCUCACACCCAAAUGGAGAUCAAAGGCCGACGCAAUCUACGAAUCCAUCGGAGUCUCCAACGUCACCAUCGACGGGUUAAGAGGUAAUCUCAAAACUUAUGAAUCCACUAUUCUAACCCCGUCCUUGGAUGAACAAAAGAAGAAAGGAAUAGCGCUCAAAGCAACCAAAGAGACGGUGGAAGAAGUCUCAAGCGAUGAUGACAACGAGUUUGGACUCGUCAUCAAGAAAUUCCAAAAAUUCAUAAAGAAGGAAUUUGAGCGCAAAGGAAGAAAGCACGAUGGUCCCCCGAAGUGCUUUGGUUGUGGCGAGAUAGGCCACAUCAAGCCGAGGUGUCCAAGAGGCAAAAACAGCAAGAACAAACCCGGCUUCAAAAAGCAAAGAGUGUAUAUCUCGUGGGGUGGCGACUCCGGCGAUGAGUCAACCGACCAAGAAUGAUAUAUAUCCGGGAGCAUGCCCGAAGACUCUCCGUAGCCCGCCAAGGGAUAGACGGAUCAGGGGAAUAAAGCCCAAGUGUGGUG